AAAUGGUAGUACAAGUGAUUCUGACUCCUAAAAUACAACGAGCGAUCGAAACCAUUUUAACUAGUGAAGAAUUAUCAGACAAGUUCAGGGCGGAGAUUGAGAAGUUCACUCCCGUUGAUAGCAAAUAUGACGAGGAGAAUUCGCGGGGUAUCCCGUUUGAGACGGUUAGAAAAUGUCAUCAACACAUGACAAAAGAUUACAAUCCACUAUAUUUACAUGAACUUCUAGAUGAGAGUGAUAUUUAUUUUCCUCCGCUUCCAAAGCCGAAACGGAAUCCAGAACUUGUUGCCAGACUGGAACGAUUGAAAGCUCAGCAAGCAAACCGAGAGUACAAACAAAUGACAAAAGGUGUCGACAACCAGAUAAUUGGAUCACAAAACACGUUUGCUGAGUUUGGUACAGAAUUGAGAUCAGUUAAAAAACAAGUCUUGGCGGUAUUCAAUUCAUUUGUUACAGUAAUUUGUGCAUUUGUAUUCGGUUAUAUGGCUGCAUAUUACACGUAUCAACCAACUGCAUUUUGUAUACUGGUCGGAUUAAUUAUGUCUACAAUAGUUGCUCUGGCCGAUAUUUAUUUCAUUGCCAAGACAGUGAUAUGAUUGGUUGCCAUUGCUACAGUGAAGAAACAGUUUUAGAACUUAUUUAUUGAAUAUUUUGUUUUAAAAAAAUCUAAUAAUUCCUGCCACAUGCAAUUGUAUUUUGAUUUUAUCAAAUCACAGUAAUUGGUUUAUCCAAAAGAGGCCAACUUGUGGCCAAUUGGAUUAUAAAAAUGUAAAAAAAAAUAGCAUUGCCAGAAUAUGCCUGUCAAUUUUCUCAGGUGCAAUAACUGCUUUUUAACUGAUUUUUUUUUUCUCAAAGUUUAUUUCUGACCAACAGACUAAUUUUAAUCAAAAGUUAAAAAAAUUAUCAUAAAACUAAGAUGUUCAUCACAAAUACUUGCAUUCGAUACAAGUCCCACUAUAGU
Messenger RNA from Saccoglossus kowalevskii, 961 nucleotides. Its product is annotated as vacuolar ATPase assembly protein VMA12-like. NCBI's taxonomy places the organism in Eukaryota, Metazoa, Hemichordata, Enteropneusta, Harrimaniidae. Gene Ontology annotation, biological process: vacuolar proton-transporting V-type ATPase complex assembly. Gene Ontology annotation, cellular component: endomembrane system. The record is from RefSeq and is a predicted model, not a curated record.